Messenger RNA from Amaranthus tricolor (Joseph's coat), 1467 nucleotides. Its product is annotated as NAC domain-containing protein 35-like. The transcript has 3 exons. The record is from RefSeq and is a predicted model, not a curated record. Lineage: Eukaryota; Viridiplantae; Streptophyta; Magnoliopsida; Caryophyllales; Amaranthaceae. Gene Ontology annotation, molecular function: DNA binding. The coding region runs from base 309 to 1337 and encodes 342 amino acids. Gene Ontology annotation, biological process: regulation of DNA-templated transcription.
UCUCAUUUAUUUCCCCCCUUACAUAUAUUAUUAUUAUAUAACAUACACUUCAACUACAAUCAAAAAUUAAGCCGUGGUUGUAGACUCAAAUAAAUAUAUACAUACAUAAACUUAAGAAAACCCCAAUUUUGUGAUAGAGUAUAUAUUAAAGUAUAUAGUAUAUCAUAUCUUGCAUCAAAUAUUAUCUUAAAUUUUUGAUUGAGUUGAUUUCUCAAUAUGGUAUCAGAGCCAGCGUGACGAAAGGAUACAGUUCAAAAUCUCAACCAACCCUGUUGCAUCCGCAAUUCUAGCUCAAAAGGCUCUCGUAAAUGGGCGUAUUAGAGUAUAUGAUACAUUUUGAGGCCUCAAUCAUCAACUUGAGUUUUAGUUUGGCGGCAAUUGGAGAAAAAGAAUGGUUCUUCUAUGUACCAAGAGAUAGGAAGUAUAGAAAUGGAGAUCGACCCAAUAGGGUAACCACUUCCGGGUAUUGGAAAGCCACCGGGGCGGAUCGCAUGAUCCGAGGAGACCAAAAUCGGGCUAUCGGGCUUAAGAAAACACUUGUAUUUUACUCCGGUAAAGCACCCAAGGGUAUUCGUAGUAGUUGGAUUAUGAAUGAAUACCGUCUUCCUCAUCAUGAUACUCAACGCUAUCAAAAGGUGGAGAUAUCGUUAUGUCGGGUGUAUAAGAGAGCCGGAGUAGAAGAUCAUCCAUCAAUAAGAAAUGGAAACUUACAAUCAAAACUAUCAAAUUCAUCUAAAACGACAUCGUAUAGCACCGCCUUUCGAGUUCAAACCACGUAUUUGCAACAACAAAUGGAGAAAGUGAGCGAGACGGAUGCUAGUAGUAGCACUGAAGUAGGGACCACUGCAAUCAGUCCAUUAGCUCUACAACACUCACUUACUCCCCCACCACCGCAAUCAGACCUACAACCACAACAACGUAGUGGUUGCAGUGUCAGUGUCGGUGGCAGCGGCAGGAGUGGAGAGGUAGAAGUGAGCCAUGGUGUGAUUACCCCAUUGCCCAUUUCUACCUCUAGUGUGGAAGAUAUUCAAAGAUUAGUUGAAUAUCAACAAGUAUGCUUUAACCAAUAUUUUCAACAACAACAACACCAACAACAACAGAUUCAGUUUGAGUCUCCUAACAAUAGCAAUUUGCCAUUUUUGUUCUCCAAUUAUCUAUUUUCACCGGCUCAAGCAGCAUUAAUCAAUAACACUUCAUUGCCAGUGCCAGGGCCGCCACCAAUGGCAGUUGGUAGCGAAUCGACUAAUCUGCAGUUGCCUUCAGCAAGUGCAUUGUGGGAUUGGAGUACAUACUCAGAGACAAAUACUAGAGACCAGUUCGGCAAUCUCUUCAAAUAACCUUUUUCAUAGUACAACGUAACUUAUUUUUCAAACUCUGAUUUUAGUUUUUAUGAGUGAGAUGUACUGAAUAUGAUGAUUUAUAUAGGUUAUUAUAUGGAGAGAUAAUUGUAUAAUAGUUUAAGUGGAG